This is a messenger RNA of Argentina anserina (silverweed cinquefoil), 1773 nucleotides long. RefSeq lists its product as uncharacterized. Bases 1 to 1476 code for a protein of 491 amino acids. The transcript has 14 exons. The record is from RefSeq and is a predicted model, not a curated record. NCBI's taxonomy places the organism in Eukaryota, Viridiplantae, Streptophyta, Magnoliopsida, Rosales, Rosaceae. Gene Ontology annotation, molecular function: protein binding.
AUGGUAACAGUUGUACCAAAUCCACCAAUCUGUUUUGAGAGUACUGCACUUGGCUUUAUGCAAAAUGGUAUAACUUCUUCGGAAAAACUUGCUUUCUUGAGUUACGAACUUUUUGGGUCCAGUAUCGGCCCAAAAGAGCCCAACACAUCAAGGAUACCACCCCCUCUGCGUCCAUUUCACACACACACACACACUCUUCUUCUUCUUCUUGUCUGCGUUCUGAGAGCGAUGAGCAUGGAAAACGACGCACUGGAGAAAGCCAGUAGCGCCACCGAAGCACUUUACUUAACUCGAGAUACCUACUUUCCGGCCAAUUUCGACCUCAAAAUCGCCAGACUGAAAUCGGAAUCCGAUCUCGCUCUCAACCUCCUCGACUCCAUUCCUCCAGAGCAAAGGAAGCUUCUAGGGGAGCGUGCGAGGUACGAGUAUCUGAGAGGAAAGAUAUUGGAUGCAUUGCCGGAGUAUAAAAGAGAGGCAGAGGAUCAUCUCUCCAAAGCUGUUAAGCUGAAUCCAUCUCUUGCGGAUGCGUGGUUGUGCCUAGGGAACUGCAUUUGGAAGAAGGGAGAGUUGCUGUCGGCCAAGAACUGCUUUACACUCGCGCUGAGCAAGGGUCCAAACAAACAGAUACUGUCUCAACUUUCAAUGCUCGAAAGGAAAAUGGCUCAAGGUGCUGAAAAUCAGGCAGAACUUGUUGAUGAAAGCAUAAAGCAUGCCAAGGAAGCUAUAACUUUGGAUGUCAAGGAUGGGAAUUCAUGGUACAAUCUUGGAAAUGCAUGUCUUACGAGCUUUUUUGUGACCGGAGCCUGGGACCAUGCCAAGCUUCUGCAGUCUCUAAAGGCCUACCAAAAUGCUGAAAAAGAUGAAAGAAUGAAAUCCAAUCCAGACCUGUACUUUAACUGUGCUACUGUAAGCAAAUAUCUAGAAAACUAUGAUAUGGCCCUUACUAGAUUCGAAGCUGCUGCUUUAAAGGAUCCUGGUCUCAAUGCUAUGGAGGAGGUUCAGAAGAUCGUUAACCUUCUUGACAAGCUGGAUAACUUGUUAAGGGGACAAGCCAGAUCUAAACGACUUGCGUCUUUAGCAUCAUCUCUGGCUGUGGUAAAUUUGAAUUCAUCGUAUAAAAGGGCUACUGUAAAUCAUCUAUCUGAGGGUCUGAACAAAGCAGUAGCAUUAGUGGGAAAAGUGCUAUUUUUCAUUAAGCAUGAAAAUGUUGCUCCUCUGUACUAUUUGGCAUGCGAUCCAGAUCAAGUUUGCUUUGUUCUGUCAGUCUAUGGCAUUCAAUAUGAUUCGAUCAAAGAAGGAGACCAGAUAACAUUGUUGGAUCCGUUAUAUCGGCAGGUCAAUUUUUCAUGGAAAGAAAAGUUUUACCAGUUCAAAUCAUUUCGUGUGGAUUUCAAAGAGCAAUUGCUUGUGAAUGGAAAAGCUCUGACUCCUCAGCAAGAGGUCCGCACCUCAAUUCACGCACAGCAUAAACCAUGAAUAGAGUUAAGGGUGCAGUACAUUUGCACAGGUAGUUUUGUUUGCCUGUCACUGAUGUUAAUGGUGUAUUAUCUGUGAAUAGAUUAGGGAUGAAGAAAGAGACGUUAACUGAGUAAAUUCUGAUGGAAUUUUUGUUGUGCCUUACAUUUUCAUGGUAUGCGCUCAUGAAAGAUGGUCUAUCAGUCUAACUUCAGCUCAUCUUACCUUACGACUCAUGAUUUGGUUGCAAAAUGUCAGAAAUUAUAUGCCUUUUGUUUAUUAAGUGUACAGUACAAUGUACCUUCAGCCUUUUGCUCU